CCUUUUGAAAAUCAUGUCUGGAAGAGGCAAAGGCGGUAAAGGAUUGGGUAAAGGAGGCGCCAAGCGUCACCGUAAAGUUCUGCGUGAUAACAUCCAGGGAAUCACCAAACCCGCCAUCCGUCGUCUCGCUCGUCGUGGUGGAGUCAAGCGCAUCUCGGGUCUGAUCUACGAGGAGACUCGCGGUGUUCUCAAGGUGUUUCUGGAGAAUGUAAUCCGUGACGCCGUUACAUACACCGAGCACGCCAAGAGGAAGACCGUGACUGCCAUGGAUGUGGUGUACGCGCUGAAACGGCAGGGACGCACUCUGUACGGGUUCGGCGGUUAAACAUCUAUCAGUUCUAAACCAAAGGCUCUUUUAAGAGCCACCCACGAUGUCAGAAAAGAGGCCUUUGACUUGCUUUAUAUUGAGGUUUCUGUAGAAGAUCCUGUUAUUAUUUUUAAUUCCGAAUAUAUUACUAAACCGCAUGUAUCUGUAUAUGAAAUAUCAUGGUGAUCAUGUCAUGUUGGCAUAUUAGGUCAUAGAUGGUUAAAAAGUAAAGUUGUAUAUGUAGGGAGUAUAUUUUAUCUCUUCCUUUCCUCCGGGGGGAGCUGUGUGUUGUGUUAAGGAGAAGGGCUGCUGGUUGGCCUCAGUUGUGUUUCCUUGUGGGAAAGGAUUAAUUCAGCUCUGCACAGAAUUUGUUUAACUUUAAUAUUUGCCAUCCAUGUUAUUUUAUGAGAUGUGUUAUAGUUAGGGCAUUAACUAAUGUGUAGAAGUCCUUGUUUUUGAUAGAUUGACUUGUAUUUCUGAUAUUCUGAUUUCGCAUAUUUUAUGUUGUUUCAGGGGUGAUAGGGCGUUUUAUUUGGUUGAUUCUUUAUAUUGUGAAUAUAUUUAACAUUUAUAAUUGCCUGUCAUAUGUUGUAGUUUAUUUUUUCAGUGUUUAAGUUAGUUUGUGAACCGCUAGCUUGCUAGUUAUUUAGAUGCAGCCACUUUUACAUCUAUUUGGGGAAAUUUGUUACACAUUGUAAUCUUUGAAGAUAUUUUGUGAUGUACUCAGUUGUGUUUUCUUGUGGGAAAGAUGUUGCAGUGCUAUUUCUGCUGUGCAAGUGACAAAAUGAAGAGAGGAGUCCAUUAAAG
This is a messenger RNA of Danio aesculapii, 1114 nucleotides long. RefSeq names its product histone H4. Gene Ontology annotation, biological process: nucleosome assembly. Gene Ontology annotation, cellular component: nucleosome. The transcript has a single exon. Gene Ontology annotation, molecular function: structural constituent of chromatin; DNA binding; protein heterodimerization activity. Lineage: Eukaryota; Metazoa; Chordata; Actinopteri; Cypriniformes; Danionidae. The record is from RefSeq and is a predicted model, not a curated record. The coding region runs from base 14 to 325 and encodes 103 amino acids.